This is a messenger RNA of Cooperia oncophora, 381 nucleotides long. The record is from the annotation of a GenBank genome assembly. Lineage: Eukaryota; Metazoa; Nematoda; Chromadorea; Rhabditida; Trichostrongylidae.
AUGAAGAUACAGAUUUCGGGUGACUAUCUGCCUUACUAUCGGAUGAAUUUGCGCCGAAGACCACGUCCUUAUCCUCGGAUGAUGAUUAGAAGAUUUCCUUCACGGCCAGUAUUCGCAAGAACAAGGGUACCCCAUAUUCCUGUGAGUGGACGACAUCGAUGGCACAGUGAUGAUGCCAGUGGAUUCAGUAACGCAAGAGCCACGAAAAAUGGAAAGGCUACGGCCAUUACCGAUGGCGACGCAGACAUGGUUGUCUCCGUCACCAGCUCCACUACCACCGCCGCCUACAACGAGCCAGUCGUCGUCAUCCACAACGGUUUUGCCUCAGAAUCACUUGCGCCUAGAAUGAAUACUCAGAAAGAUAGCGAUGAGCAGAAGUAA